Passer montanus (Eurasian tree sparrow) is the source of this 3671-nucleotide messenger RNA. RefSeq names its product tudor domain containing 5 (gene TDRD5). Bases 1196 to 2947 code for a protein of 583 amino acids. Gene Ontology annotation, biological process: spermatogenesis. Lineage: Eukaryota; Metazoa; Chordata; Aves; Passeriformes; Passeridae. The transcript is spliced from 10 exons. The record is from RefSeq and is a predicted model, not a curated record.
AAACCCAACAACAGUGUGUUAGAAGAGGACUGCUCCCAAAAUACUGAUAGCCUGACAAGUGCCUGCACACAUCAGCUUCACUGUUGUCCUUUGCCUGGACUCACUGUAAAUGAACCACUUGGCUCUCUCUGGAGGUGAGUUAAGGAACACUCCCUGCUCCAGAUUGCCAGGAGUAGCAAGGAUAGAGGGAUAGAUUUUGUCUCUGCUUUACUGACAAAAACUGAGCCAUGCUUCUCCAUGGUUGCUUGAGUAGAAAGCAGACUUCAUCUUGAAGAAUUGGGGCUACAAAGCAGCGUUGAACGUUGGAAUGGGCAACUUUGCUGAGCUGGGAUCCCUCAAGUUUAUCUGGAAAGAUGAGCUAAAGACAAAUAUUGUAAAUAAGAGAGAGCUUUAAACAUGCACAGCCUGAAGUGCCCUUCUCUAUCAGAGUAUUUCAGAUUGUUUUGGAAUAGGAUUCUAGUUGCAUCCCAUCUCCCAAAUGCAGUGGGAUGAAGCCUCUGGUGCCAGUAAAAUCUUCCUGUAUUCUAAGAAGUCACCCCAGGGUGCUGGAGGCUGAUGGGCAUGGUCAGCCCAGAUUAUUAUUACAUUCUACAUCUCCCCAAAGUGAGUGUGGGUCAUCUUGCUCUGGGUGCUCUUUGUUGGGCUCCUUUCUGAGGGAAAAAAUGGCAGGUAUGGCAUGAAAACAGAUGGAACCAGGGAGUGGAUCAGGAUUUCCAGCUGUGAAGUUAGCACCCCUCCCAUUUUUAAUCCCUUCCAACCCUUCCAUCCCUGCUCCUCUGCCUUUGAAAUAUUUUAUAGGACCACCAGGUCCUGAGGGAGCUUCAGAUCCUAAGAACCUGUGUAGUCACUAGAGCUCCUAAGCACUGCCCAAUAGCUGUAAUUCCUGUAAUGGAGGCAGAAAGAUGAAGCUGUGAAAAGCUUGUUCCCAGGGAGUCAGGAGCAAGUCUGAACCUUUGUGUCACUCUGGGGCAGCAGAGGUGCCAGCAGGGAAGGGCACAAGUGGUGCUGCCUCUUGUUAUAGACAUCUGCCAUGCCUGUGGUGAUGCUGGGUCCAAACAGGCCCAGCUGUAUUGCCAAAAGGAUGACGAUGCUCCCUUCUACUGUAGCAGGCUGGGAAUGUCCUAACAAACACGAGGAGAGGAGCUGCUCUUAAAGGUUAUCCAGCAGUUCGGAGGCUUUGAGGCGGGCGCAGCUCAUGGAGGUGCUGAAGAAGGAGGUGAGGGCCAUGCUGAUCGCUGCCAAGGCGGGCCUGACGCCGGAGCAGCUGGAGGAGCAGUACAUGGCCAUGGUCUGCAAGCCUCUCCCUCUGCACGACCUGGGCUUCCAGUCCACCUUGGAGCUGGUGACACAAAUGCCUGAAGUUGUCCAAAUCUGCUCUUCCAAGAAUGGCGCUGUAAUCCUCAAAGCCAUUGCAGAUGACUCCACCAAAGGGAUUGCCAAGCUGGUUGCCAACCAGAAAGUAAAGACGCGUAAGGCAUCGAAGAAAACCGCUGCGAAGGCAAAUGCUACUUUUUUCACUAAGAACUCGAAGAACCCACAGAGUUUCCAGGCUCUGAGUGCUGGGACUCCUGUCCUGCCAGCAGGGGUGAAGGCUGAGCUGCAGGACCUGCUGAGCUCCUCACCGCUUCUGCUGGCAGACCUGGACAAGGCCUUCCUCAGGCGCUUUGGCCGCGCGUUCCAGUACCGGCAGUACGGCUUUUUGUCCAUGUUUGAGGUCCUCAGGAGCAUGUCUGAUUCCAUUGUCGUUGAGCAAACAAAGGCAGGUUCCUUGCUGGUCCUCAGGAAGUACCUGGCAAGCAAGAUAGAACAGCAAGAGGUGCCUCAAGGUGAGGCUGAGGAAGAAGAGAUGCCUCAGAGUGAAGCUGAGGAGGAGGAGGAGGAGCCUCAAGGUGAGGCUCAGGAAGAGAAGGUGCCUCAAAGUGAAGUUCAGGAAGAAGAGAUGCUGCAAGGUGAGGCUCAGGAAGAAGAGAUGCUGCAAGCAGCAUCUGCAGCUGAGAUGCCUUCUUUGGAACCCACCUGUGAAACAAACAGCUUCUGCCAGGCAGCAGCUCUGAUGGAUUCAGAGGCAGUGCAAACACAAGCAGUAGAUUUGGGUGAUCACCUCAAGCAGCAUCAAGGUUUUGAGCAGUUUCCACCGACUCCAGAAAUCCCUCCAGACGCUGUUCAGGACAGAAGCCUUUGCAGUUUGCCCCCUCUGAAGAGAAGGUGCUUGGUGGGAGUCAUUGUGGAAUUCGUCGUCUCUCCUAGCCAGUUCUACAUCCACGUCUGCAGCACGGAAGCAUCCUAUAAACUGCAGGAUCUGAUGUUUGAGAUGAGACACGUUUACUCACAUAAAGUUGCUUCUGAUAAAUACAUCAUGCCUGAGUCUGCAGUGCGGCCCGGGCAGCUCUGCUGUGUCAUGGUCUCCAAGUGGUGGUACCGUGUGAUCAUCCACCGUGUGAUCAAUGACCAGGAGGUAGAGGUCUUCUAUGCAGACUAUGGACACCUCCAGAUUGUCCAGAAGUCUUGGCUGAGAUUCCUCAAGUGGCACUACUUGAAGCUCCCUGCUCAGGCCAUCCCAUGUUCCUUAGCAUGGGUAAAACCCGUGGAGGGUGCGUGGUCCAGCGCAGCAAUUCUCCUGUUCAAGCAUCUCUGUCGCUUCAAGGAGCUUGUGGGCAUCGUGGAUGAAUACGUGGAUGGAGUUCUGUACCUCUUCCUGUGUGACACAUCCACCAAGGAGGAUGUCUACUUCCACUCUGUCCUGAGGGAUAUGGGAUAUGCUGAUGUCUGUGGGGAGAACAUCCCUUCCCAGGAAUUUGAGGAACUGAAUCCUUCAGCCUUGUAUGUUCAGCCCAGUGGGAAGCAGGGGAAUGCUGAAGUGGUGGAACCAGACCUUCACUUGCAGCAGGAAUCUCGGGAUGCAGACAGUGAAACAGCAACCUUGAAGCUGAAUGGGGCUGAGCUGUGACCAGAUGAAGAAAACAUGAAGACCAACACCUUCCCAGCAGUCUCAUGGUUGGCCUCUGCCAUGCUCUGGGCUCUGUGACCCUGGGCCACCUCAGGAACUGUGUGUCCCUCCUGCCCUGCUCUCUGCAGUGUUGGCAGCUGCAUGACUGGCCACUUCCCAUGCCUGCUUCCAGUGGCUGCCCAGCCUGAGAAGGAAAGUGAGAUAGGAGGGGAGAAGCUGGAGCUGCUGCCAAGGAAGGCUGUCUGGAGCAGCACAGACUCUCUGUAUAGACCCUGUUAUUGGGGUUUUUUUGUUCAGAAAUGUUUAAUCCCUUGAAAAAGCCUGGAGUGUGAUAUCUCAGGUGUGCCCAGCAUGGGUGAUAAAUGUUGGUUUUGCUUUCAGGAGAGUAGUUUGGUUUUGUUGUACCGGUGGUGUACUGAGUUACUGCUCUUUAAUAUAAUGGUUCAGGAGAACAUCCAAGUGUCACAUUGUGUUAUGUAUCCUUUAAGUUUAAGAGAGGGAAAUUGGCUGCCCAGCCCUCCUUCCUUCAGUGCAUGAGCUGUUUGGACAUUGUGUGGGGAUGUGAUUUGAUUUUUAAUAUAGUGGCUGCUCUACACUCUCCUUGCUCUGAGGAAAGUUGAAGAAACCUCCCUCCCCAAAAAGAAGAUGCUGUGAUUUGUUGGAUGUCAUGUGUACAAAGUGUCAGGAAUCUCAUCUUAAAGAUAUGGAAUAAAAUCUGUAAGGA